GAACAACUAGUGUUUUACUGACUUUGAAGCUAUGCUGAUUUACACCAAGGACACACUGCACAGUACUGGUCACAUGGAAGAGCUGAUGGGAGGAGAAAGGAAGGAAAACAAAUUAUUUUUAUUUGUAUUUAAUAAAAUUUGGCCUACAGGCUUUAUGUGACUCAGUACUGAACAUCUGGGAUUGAUCAUAGGAUCACAAACUGGAAAGCGGUCAUCUGGCUUCUCGAAAUACACACUUUCAGUUCCUGUUCCAUAGCUUCAUUUUUUUAAAUGAUAAACAGCAACAGCCAUUUUAAGUCUUCUUAAUACUUUCAGCCACAGUAAUUUUAGCUAUUUUUUCACAUCAUGUUAUCGGACACUUUUUUAACUCUGGAGUGGCAGUAGUUUUGGGGAUUGCCUUCUGUACAUACACACUAUUAGUUCAUCAUUUUUUACUUUCAAAAUUUUAUGACACAAUGAUAGUCUUGCAACUCCAAUUUUUAUUAGUUCUAUUCCUCACAAGCAUCUUGGGAGAGGCCCAACAUGUAAUGCAAGAUGCAGCACUGAUGAACUACAUCGACCGGCGUAUCCUAUCUUUGGAGAACCGACUGGAAAAAUGUAACCAAGACAUACUGGAUUAUGUCGAAGAAUUCCGAGACUUUUCACAGAUGGUACUCUCACGCCUGGCAGCACUGAACAAAUACGAGACUGAAGUUAAAAGUGAAGUAGAGAAUUUGCUGACAAGAGUUGAACGAGCACAAAGGGACAUUGACUAUUUUGGAUCUGUCACAGACUCUAAUACAUGUAUAGAAGUAGGUGAAGACCUGGUGAAACAGCAGCUAUUAGAAGCAGAAGAAGAAAAAAGGAAACUUAAACUCGUGCUUAAUGCAAGUUGCGACCACAUGCUUGCAGGUGUAAAGUCCCUAAAGAUAGUUAAGAAGACGGGAGAUAAGCAUGGCUCUUGGAUGAAAGAUCCUGGCAAAAAGCAUACAAAGAUUUAUUUAUUGAAUAGUUCAGUGAAUAAUGUUAUUUUUGAAUUCACAAAUAUCAUGACAUUCAUGGAAAGCAAUCAUACACUAAAAGCUCGCAGAAUCACCCUGCCAUUUCCCUGGGAAGGAACUGGCCAUGUCAUAUAUCAGGGUUUCCUGUUCUACCACAGACAUGGCUCCUUAAACGAGAUAAUUAAAUUCAACAUCCAGAAAAGAAAUAUAGCUGAUCAAAUGGUCCUGCCAGGGGCUGGAAGGAUUCCUGCCUAUCAGCUUUCUCCAUCUACAAAAAUAGAUCUUGCCAUUGAUGAGCAAGGGCUCUGGGCAAUCCACUCAGAACCAGACACUGGAGGCAACAUUGUCAUUACUAAAAUCAACCACAUAACCAUGUCAGUGGAACACACUUGGGACACAUCAUGCAACAGCAAGGAUGCUGAAGCAGCUUUCAUAGCAUGCAACACACUCUAUGUUGUGUACAACUUCCCUAGUGGAGGCACCUCACGCAUACAAUGUGUUUAUGACGUUUUGGAUGCUAUAAAUACGUACGAAAUACCAGCACUGCAUUUUCCAAAACGUCAAGGUAGCCAUUCCACUGUACAUUAUGAUCCUAAAGAAAAGCAGCUCCUUGCCUGGGGUGAUGGAUCCCAGAUCAUUUACAAGCUUCACACCACACAAAAAGUUUAAAACCUUUAGCUGCCUCUGGAAUGCAUUUGACAGCUAGUAGUCCCAUGCCAACAUGGUCUUCACUAUGCAUUAAAAACACAUUACUUCCAUCUGCUACAACUUUCAUCUAUUCACGUAAAUUAAGGCUAAUAUAUGAUCUUAAACUAAUGUCCAUUUAAGAAUUUGUAAGGACCCUAUUAGGAAUUUUAGGUGUAUACAUCCACACAAAUUACUCUUAAAGACUAAGGUUCAAAACAAAACAAAACCAACCAACCAACCAAAAAAACGUGUUCUCUCCCAGUCAGAACUAUACUUUCUGCUUCAGUGGCAUGGAAUUCAAAUGAGAAGUCCUUCCCAUCCAAAACACAUUAUUUGACAACCUUCAAUACCCUAGCUCACUGCAGCCUUGUUGUAAGCCCUGUAAAAGUCACAUGCUUCCAGAGAAGCAAUCUACAGAUUUAACAGCAGAAGUUUAUUAUAUCACAAAGCAAAGGAACAUACAUCCUCACCAACAUUUGGUUUAUAUUAAACAUAUAUUUCUUGCCCUAUACAUCAAGGCCUAAUCACUGACCUUCUAGCCUAUUUCCACCAAAAUUCCAUGUUUUGGUUAUCUGUAUAGCUGCACAGUCCAUUUUUGUUCUUGAAAACACAUUAGUUGCAGCUAGAUAUUGCUUUUUAUCAGCUUCAAUUUGCCACCUUUAUUUUUUUUUCUCCAGAAUAUCACCGCUUGUAAGAGUGAAUGUUCCUAAAUGAUGUAUUCUAUGCCAUACAAGGUUUAACUGUUUUUACGUAGGACUCCAAUAGUUUCCUCUCUUAUUAAUCCAGUUUCAGCAUCUAGUUGUGAGACAUUUUCUCAGUACUUCCAAUCACUUCUAUUGCUCAUAGCUAAAUAUUUUGUAACCAAUUUGACUCCAGCCAAUACCUGUACAGAAAACACAUCCCAGAUGAGCACAGUAGCACAAGUGAGGGCAUACCACCACUCAGUCCUAGUUUUGCAAAUAAGAGAUAAACUCCAGGGAAAUGCAACUUCAUUUGUUUCAAAAGUAUUAAAAGAAAAAAAAAAAUAGUCACACACUAAACACUUAUGAAAUACAGGUUUUGGCUUUGUUUCUUUGGUGUUUGAAUUUUAAUGAUGGUAGUAUUUCUGUUUACUUACGAAAAAGAGCGGUGCUUGAAAAGCAAUCCUCAGCUGUUUCUACAGAAAAAUCCAUUUUGCUCUUUUCACCAAAAAGAGCUGUUGUUCUGUUUAAAAAUAGCUUCCACAGAACAACAAACAUCAGGGAAUUAUUUUGUAAAGGAGUUCCAGAACACAACUAAAAGCAUAUGGACUGAUGAGUUGCAACAAUGCUGGUCUGAUUUUUGCAGAAGUAAUUAUAUCAUUCUAAACAGCCUUAAUAACUACAGCAUUACUUCCAUGUCACGGAGGCCACAAGAAGCACAGUUAAAGACAUCUGUGGGCUGAGAGUAAGGAGGACUGUCACUUACUUGCUGCAUGACCAUGGGUGAAAGGCAGAUGAGACAAUUUGGCCUUUUCCUCAUCUGUAAAAUUACACAGACAGAAAUUCAGGAUUAAGCACCUCUGCACUGCUCUGAGAUCCUUACUGCAAAAGGACAUGUAAUCUUCUUUACUUAAGAAAUAAAGGCUUUUUGACAUAAA
This is a messenger RNA of Oxyura jamaicensis (ruddy duck), 3285 nucleotides long. RefSeq names its product olfactomedin like 1 (gene OLFML1). The record is from RefSeq and is a predicted model, not a curated record. The coding region runs from base 456 to 1649 and encodes 397 amino acids. Gene Ontology annotation, biological process: signal transduction. The transcript has 3 exons. NCBI's taxonomy places the organism in Eukaryota, Metazoa, Chordata, Aves, Anseriformes, Anatidae.